AUGGAUCCUCCAAUUUCAAACGGAAGAUUGUCGUUGAACGAUGUCAAGAAAGACUGGAUAAAUUUCGGCCGAGACGAGAUGAAAAAGGAGGUCACUCGCAGGGAUAAACAUCCGCACACUUCUAUGACACAAGCACAGCCUGAGAAGGAUAGCCAUAAAUUGCCAGAUGACUACUGGAUUUUUGAGGAGCUGGGAAGCAGUGAAGAUACCGAGCGGUCGUCGUGCUUCAUCGAAUUCGUCUACCACUUCCAAAUCCAUGAGAAGCUCCGAGUUUACGCCGAUAACAUGCGAAAGCUGAUCAUCACAGCGCGCAAGGCUAUCAAGGAUCUGAAGCAGGAGAACAUCACGCUCAAGCGAAAGCUAGAGGCGAGUGGUCUGAUCGAAUGCCCUGCUUGUUUGUUCCAUUUCAAACCAGAGAGGAAAAAUCGAAUUCUCCCGAAGUAUAUUAAAGUUUUUCGUGGGAAACUAGCUCUUGAGGUUGAGUUCUCUUCUUUGGACGAGAUGUCGGAGUGGUUAACAGUGAAUCAGCUCGAUGAAAAUAGUGAUGGUCUUCCUACAAUGCUCCCAGAUGAUCGAAAGCUUGAUCUGACGACGACAGGCAGUCUCCUCCACGAACUUGUAAAUGAGCAAAAAGAAUCCGAGACCAAGCAGGAACAGAGUCGUGAUUAG
Ostertagia ostertagi is the source of this 669-nucleotide messenger RNA. The record is from the annotation of a GenBank genome assembly. Lineage: Eukaryota; Metazoa; Nematoda; Chromadorea; Rhabditida; Trichostrongylidae.